Messenger RNA from Mucor mucedo, 657 nucleotides. Its product is annotated as peptidyl-tRNA hydrolase PTH2-domain-containing protein. Gene Ontology annotation, cellular component: mitochondrion; cytosol. Bases 48 to 590 code for a protein of 180 amino acids. The transcript is spliced from 7 exons. Gene Ontology annotation, molecular function: peptidyl-tRNA hydrolase activity. The record is from RefSeq and is a predicted model, not a curated record. NCBI's taxonomy places the organism in Eukaryota, Fungi, Mucoromycota, Mucoromycetes, Mucorales, Mucoraceae.
UAAACAAUUUUCUUUCAGUUGUUUAAUUGCUAACCUUUUUUUAUAUCAUGGAUAAAAUGACACCAACUACAGUUGCAGUAACUGCUCUUGUUUCUUUAAUCACGGGUUACUAUAUUGGAAAUCAUUUCGGGCAAAAGAAUGUCGUAGAGGUUACAGAAUUAAGAGCUGAAGAGGAAGAAGACAGCGAAGAAGAAUUAGACGUUCUUCCUGAAGAGUCUAUUGAUGUCAAAAAAUAUGACAACUUCAAAUUGACACUUGUUGUUCGUUCAGAUCUUGGAAUGACCAAAGGAAAAAUUGCCGCACAGUGUGGUCAUGCUACUUUAGCAUGUUAUAAAGCCGCCAAAAAAGUGAACCCCUUGUUAUUAAGAGCAUGGGAACAUUCCGGACAAGCAAAGGUCGCUUUAAAGGUCGAUAGUGAGGAUAAGCUCUUGGAAUUACAAGCCAUUGCCCUUAGCCUUGGUUUGCCCGCUCAAACUAUCCAAGAUGCUGGUCGCACACAAAUUGCACCUGGAUCUCGCACGGUUCUCGGUGUCGGGCCAGGACCUGCCGAACUUAUUGACCAAGUUACUGGGCAUUUGAAACUUCUUUAAAUUUUGUACCACUUUUUAUUUGAAUAAAAGAUAGGGUUUUGUGUUUUACAUUGUGACACAAGUAGAU